This is a messenger RNA of Bacillus rossius redtenbacheri, 2217 nucleotides long. RefSeq lists its product as uncharacterized. The record is from RefSeq and is a predicted model, not a curated record. NCBI's taxonomy places the organism in Eukaryota, Metazoa, Arthropoda, Insecta, Phasmatodea, Bacillidae. The coding region runs from base 255 to 1721 and encodes 488 amino acids. The transcript has 8 exons.
GAGUGUUCGUUGCGCAUCGGAGUGGCAGGAGCGGGACAGGAAAUAACUCGCACUGCGCAUGCGCCGAGCCGGCUGCCAUACUGCGCUACGUGUACUGUGGACUGCGCUUGCUCGGGCACCGUCACUGCGUCUAGCUGAGAGGUUUUAUAGGCACCGCGACCGGUCUGAUCUGUGAAUACUUUCCGAGUCAGGAGUGGAGCAGUAAGUGUGUUGUGGUGCUGCACUGCAGGCGAACGCAUUCGGCGGCUUUGAACAUGACGCAAGAAAUCUUCACGGAAGACAAGUUAGAGUACCAGUUCUUCCCGGUGACAGCUGGGUCACUCAACUUCAAAGUACGCGCAGCAAAUGAUGCCCACGUGGCACUCACCACCGGUCCAUCAGAGGGGGAUCCCAUGUACGAGGUCCUCAUCGGCGGCUGGGGGAACGCCAAGACCGGCAUCCGCCGCAACCGCCAGAAGCCGGAGAAGGCCCUCACGGACACCCCCGACGUCCUGAACGGCGGCGAGUACCGCGGCUUCUGGAUCCGCUGGUCGGGCGGCAACAUCGCCGUCGGCAUGGAGGGGGAGGUGGCCCCCUUCCUCACCUGGGACGACCCCGAGCCCUUCGGCAUUGGCUACUACGGCAUCUGCACCGGCUGGGGCGCCACCGGCUCCUGGAUCAUUGAAAACGGUCUGGAAGUGACCACGGCGGACAACCUGCAGUACAACUUCCUCCCCGUCCUGUCCGGCCGCCUGGAGCUGGAGGUGCGCAGUCCGUCCAACGCCCACGUGGCCCUGGCGUCGUCCCCCAGCGAGGCAGAGCCCCUUUACGAGAUCCUUCUGGGGGGCUGGGAGAACUCUGCCUCCGUUAUCAGGCUCAACAAGCAGAAGCCGGACAAGGUGCGUGCGGAAACCCCUGGGUUGCUUACAUCGGCCGAGCCCAAGCGCUUUAUUAUCGAGUGGCGAGGAGGCCUGCUGCAAGUGAAGAAGGACGGCGCCGUGCUGCUAGAGUGGAAUAACCCUAAGCCGUUCGGAAUCACGCACUUUGGUAUUCGCACGGCGUGGGGUGCGAAGGGCCACUGGCGCAUCGCGGCGGUUGACCCCCAUGGAGCGACCCCCUCUGCCCCACCUGCCCCAGGUGGGAUGACCACCCGCGCAGUCCCAGGGCCGUUCCAGGCUCCUCACGGAGCCCAGAAUAUGGGUGGCAACCCAGCCUGGAGCUCAGCCCCUCAGCCGUGGCAGGCGGGAGGCUUACCGUCAGCACCAUCAGCGGCCGGGCCGGGCUGGAACCUGGCCCAGAGCGUGGCCCCCUCCGGCGGGACCGCCACCUGGGUGGAUGCCUCGGGCGGCUCCGUGCCCCCCCACGCCGUGCCCGGAGGCUUCGACAACGAGCAGCUGUACGUGGCGCGCGCCCAGCACGAGGGCGCCCUCAUCCCGGGCAAGCUGAUCCCGUCGCACGGCGUGUGCUACGUGCCGUGGGGCGGGCAGGAGCACGGCAAGCCCGAGUACCAGGUGCUGGUGGGCUGCGAGCCGGCCUGGGUGCCCGCGGCGGGCGGCCAGCUGCCCCAGGGGGCCCUGCCCGCGGGCGAGACCGAGGAGGGGGAGCCGCUGUUUGUGGGGCGGGCCAACCACGAGGGCACCAUCACCGUCGGGAAGGUGCAGCCAAGUCACAGCGUGUGCUACAUUCCGUAUGGUGGCAUGGAGAUUGGCUACCCUGAGUACGAGGUGAUGGUCGCCAAGUAAAGGAUGUGAUGGUUCCACACGCAUUGCCGCUCGACUAGGAAGCUAUUUACUUGCACCGACAUCCAGCGUUAACUAGAAAUGUGGACUCUGCUAUUCAUGCCAGCUGGAAACACUUGUAUUUACUGUGGAAGUUGUCUUCCUGCAGUGCUUCCUUCUAACUGUUAUGUCGGCCAGUUUGUAAUGAUGUUGUUAUUUAAGGAAUCUCAUCUCCAAGAUAAAUGUUGGCAGCUUCAUGCUUACUUGUUUGAGAGAGUGUUAUCAAUUGUUAAUAUUGUUUUAUAAUUUUUAUUGUAUUUUUGUAGAUAUACAGAAAAGGUAUUUUAGAUAAAUGUGUUAAGAUAUAAUCAGCUGCCGUAGUGGCCUUAAAGUUGUGGUGAUAUUAAAUGUUGUUUUAAACAAUAACAAAAGUGGCUUUGGUUAAACUUACACUGAUAUUAAGUUAAAAAUGAUACACAUGUGUAAGCACAAAGAUGUGAAAUAAAUAUGAUACUUGUCA